AUUAAUCAAAGACAGUUUUGUGUAAAAGAGUCAAAUGAAUAUUUAUUUGCCAAUCCCAAUACAACAAAUAAAUCGCCAAGUGGUUAUCAUACUUUGAAAAAGUUAGCCCAAGAAUCAAAUGUUGAAAACGCAAGCCUAUUUACAUCCACAAGAUUAAGAAAACAGAUUGCCACAAUUGUCCAAGUUUUAAAUUUGAAGGAAGAAGAAAUGGAACAGUUGGCAGGGUUUAUGGGUCAUACACGUAAAACACAUGAAUCAUAUUACAGGCUCCCACAAGACAUCUAUCAAACUGCCAAGGUUUCAAAAUUAUUGCUUGCAAUUAAUAGUGGCAAGGGUUCUUUAUACAAGGGCAAACAUUUGGACGAAAUUAAUUUGUCAGAUAUAGACAUGGAUUCAGAUCCGGAAGAAGAAACUUUAGAUAAAGAAGAGAAUUCUACACAAGAGGAGGUUACACAAGGAUCAAUUUCACUAACAGAUUAUAACGUGAUUAAUAAUAAAAGAAAAAAUCAUAUUAACCAGUUGAGAAAGAAGAAGAGCAUAAUGAGGAUAAGAUGGACAGAAGACCAGAAAAUUCUAAUUAAAGAUAAUUUUAAAAAUCAUAUUAAAAAUAAAAUUGCACCUAAAAAAGAAGAAACGGAGAAUUUCUUAAAGAAACAUAAAGGACUUUUUAAUGAAAUAAAUUGGGUAAAAAUAAAAGCUUUUGUUUAUAACUGUUAUAAAUGAGUAAUACAGAAAUUUAUACUUUUAUUAAUUUUAUCUGUUGCCUUUUUAUCCUGUCAAAAAGUCUAUUAAAAGCU
Aethina tumida (small hive beetle) is the source of this 797-nucleotide messenger RNA. RefSeq lists its product as uncharacterized. The transcript is spliced from 3 exons. The record is from RefSeq and is a predicted model, not a curated record. Lineage: Eukaryota; Metazoa; Arthropoda; Insecta; Coleoptera; Nitidulidae. The coding region runs from base 208 to 723 and encodes 171 amino acids.